Tyto alba (common barn owl) is the source of this 2168-nucleotide messenger RNA. It is a transcript of the gene MPZL2, whose product is annotated as myelin protein zero like 2. The record is from RefSeq and is a predicted model, not a curated record. Bases 251 to 889 code for a protein of 212 amino acids. Lineage: Eukaryota; Metazoa; Chordata; Aves; Strigiformes; Tytonidae. Gene Ontology annotation, cellular component: membrane. The transcript has 6 exons. Gene Ontology annotation, biological process: cell-cell adhesion.
CCUGUUUUACCCAGAGAAGUGAGUUGUGCUGGCCGCACCUUGCCUUUCAGUGUGAGGGCAGGGAGUGCUCUCUGACUCACGCAGGAAGGAGGACUCACAUUGCCUUGCAGGCCAAGCUGAGAGAAAGGAAUUUGCUCUACUGUGCUGGGAAGGCUUUGAGAAACUCAUCUUUCAUCCGGUUAUCAAGAACCUGAAACGAAUUUCUCUUUCCAGGAUUGUUCAACCUGUGGCGUACGGACUUGUCUUCCCAAUGCAUGGCCCCAACUUGCUGGGUGCUGUGCUCUUCCUUGGGGUACGGCUCCGAGCACUGUGGCCUGUGGCAGCCGUGGAAGUUCACACUUCCAGGGAGGUAGAUGCUGUGAACGGCACUAACCUGCGGUUAAAAUGCACCUUUUCCAGCAGCAGCCCUAUUAGCCAGCAUCUGUCAGUGACCUGGAACUUCCAGCCCGAGGACCUGAGCUCUCAUGAGCCAGUAUUUUAUUACCUGAAGGAGCCCUACAAGCUUUCUGCUGGACGGUUUAAAGAGCGAGUCACCUGGGAUGGGAAUAUUGAGCGUAAUGACGUUUCCAUCGUUAUCUGGAAUUUGCAGCCCACCGACAAUGGGACGUUCACCUGCCAGGUGAAGAACCCACCAGAUGUUGACGGCACAAUUGGUGAAGUGCGUCUCAGAGUUGUGCAGAAAGUGCAUUUCUCAGAAAUCCACUUCUUGGCGGUGGCCAUCGGAUCUGCUUGUGUUCUGAUGAUCAUUGUGGUGACAAUUGUGAUUAUCUGUCGACACCAUCGGAAGAAAGUUCAGGAAAAGAGGAUCGAGGUGGCAGACGCUGAACUGAGAGAAAAGGAGAAUAUGAAGAUUAGAGAAGAAAAGGAAGCCAGUCCACUAGAAGACUAGAGGUCUUUGAUGGUAUAUACAAUGCAGAUACUUCUAAAGCAGAUGGUGAAAGCUUGUAAUUUUGGAUGUUAGAACAAAGCUGUAUUACAGAUGCCUCGUGCUGCGAGUGUGGUAUCCCUGCUCAACCUGAAAUUCUUGCAAGGAAAGAGGAUGACACGAACAGAAGUUGUAUAUUUCCUUCACUGGAGCAAAGCAGGAGGAACUUGCCUUAAUCUUCACACCUGCAGAAUGUGAAGAAGCUGCUCUGAAGAUGAGAAAGACUUGAACAAAAGGCAAAGAUAGCUGACUGAAGAGAGAUUUUCAGAGUGUCUGAGCAGAUGCACUCUUGCCCCUUAAAAGUCACAAGGUGCAUAUGUGUUGCCAUAUUUUUCCUGCCUCAAACUCCUCUUUGACAUCACGGGAAGAAAACUGACUACGUGAGGGAUCAGAGGAGCAGCUGGUUGCUACAAUGUACUUUCAAUCUCUUUGCUGCUUUAAACGAGAAGUGGGAACUUAUGCUGUUUCUUAUUAGGGAUGAUGUUUACCAGUGGGUGUGCUUUUCACAUGGAUCUCUUGCACCUUCAGUAGGCUUUGUAACUGCCGUAGCUGAGGUCACUGCCUUCUGCUGUGCAGCGCACAGCCACUCGCUUUGGCAGCUCCCCUCCUUUCCCCACUCCCGCUCCGCCAGUGCGUCCCAACGCUCCCCUCCUUUCCCCUCGGCUCCCCAGCCCCGCUCCCCUCUUCCCCCCGAGGGAGCUCCCCACCGUCGGGUGGGACGCUCUGACCCCCGCUCAGCAGCCUCACGCCCACCCUUGCAGGCGCCCCAAAGCUUUGGCUGGCAGCGGCUGCUGCGGUCCAAGCGCGGAGGCUGUCCCGGAGCAGGCGAUGCUCGGGCGCUGCGCUCUCCUGCUGCCGUCCGGCGUGCGUCCGACGGCCGCCGGCACGGUGUCAGGCUUCCAGCAGCGGCGGCGAGACCCCACGUCCCUCCGGGUGCUGUUUGCCGCCCAGGCGCCCAACAGCACAUCUCACCCCCUGCGUUUGAUGCGCUCGCAUGUGCUCGCUUGGCACGGACCCUCCUUCCCGAGACUUAAUCUCUUCAAGGCAAAGGCGGCCCUAAACCACCGAGGCGGCAGAACUGUCACAGUAUUUAACCAGCACCAAAUCAAAACAUCGGCCUGCUUGUUUAAAGAGUAUCUUUAUGACUUUACAACUCUAAUGUAAUGUGCUGGCCACAUUAUCUGUUCGUACGGUUUAAUUUCCGACCGUGUGUGUCAUAAAUAAACGUGCCUGGUGGAGAGCA